AAGGAACCCUAAAGAGUAUCUCUAUAUCACUUCACUCACACCUUUCCUUACAAAGAUUUUAUCCACAAAAGCAAGCUGCUGCUGCUGCUUCAUUUCAUUUCAUCACUUAAACAUGCCGGGCCCCGUCGUCGAAGAAAUCGAAUCUGAGAAGAAGAUUGAGGAAGAGAUUCCUGUUGUUGUUGAGGGCGUUGUUGAGGAUGUUAAGGAAGAAGACGACCACAACGAUGAUGAUGUUGACGCUGAUUCCGAUGAUGAUGAGGAAGAUGCUGCUCAAGGUGGGAGUGAGAGCUCAAAGCAAAGCAGGAGUGAGAAGAAGAGUCGAAAGGCGAUGUUGAAACUCGGAAUGAAACCGGUUCUUGGUGUUAGUCGGGUUACCAUCAAAAGAGCAAAAAAUAUUAUGUUUUUCAUCUCAAAGCCUGACGUAUUCAAAAGCCCAAACUCUGAAACCUACGUGAUAUUCGGUGAGGCCAAGAUCGAGGACCUAAGCUCACAACUCCAAACUCAAGCUGCUCAACAGUUCCGAAUGCCGGACAUGGGUUCGGUUAUGAACAAACCAGAAAUUUCAGCUGCAGCAGCUGCCGCUCAGGCAGAUGAGGAAGAAGAGGAAGUUGACGAGACGGGUGUGGAGCCACGUGACAUUGAUCUGGUCAUGACUCAAGCCGGUGUGUCAAGGCCUAAGGCGGUUAAGGCUCUCAAGACUCAUAGCGGGGACAUAGUCAGCGCCAUCAUGGAACUCACCACUUAGGUAGAUAAUCCUUUUCUUUGAAAUGAUUUUGGAUGUUUUUCAUCUUAUUUGAUUAUGAUGCAUCAUUUUAAUUGGAAGAAUAUCUUAUUAAAACUUCUAGCUACUUAUUCUGAAUUACUUUUCUUGAGAAUGUUUUGUCUUUACACCUACUAUGAAAGACUUGAUUAAUAUAAGGUUUAGUUGGUAA
This is a messenger RNA of Helianthus annuus (common sunflower), 932 nucleotides long. RefSeq names its product nascent polypeptide-associated complex subunit alpha-like protein 2. The coding region runs from base 113 to 745 and encodes 210 amino acids. Gene Ontology annotation, biological process: protein targeting to membrane. Lineage: Eukaryota; Viridiplantae; Streptophyta; Magnoliopsida; Asterales; Asteraceae. The transcript has 4 exons. The record is from RefSeq and is a predicted model, not a curated record. Gene Ontology annotation, cellular component: nascent polypeptide-associated complex; cytoplasm.